AUGGAUAUGACUGCUAUUAUUGUGUUAAUUUUCUUCACAAUUCUCUUCUUAAGACUUGCAUUUGAUUGGUGGAAGCACCGAAACCGCCACCAAGCAUUCUUCAGAGAAAGAGAAAGAGAAAGAGAAAUGGUUAUAGUCUUAGAAUUCUUAGGAGUAUCAAAUGAAGGUGAAGCAGCAGGAUUUUCUCCGACUGAAAUAGAACAACUCCAGAGCUUUCAAUUUACUGCAAAAGACUUGAACGCUAAAACUAAAGCAACCAAAUUAAGCUGCCCAAUCUGUCUCGAAGAUUUUAGUGAUGGCCAACGUUUUAAAAUACUACCAAUCUGUCAUCACUAUUUCCAUUCGUUGUGCAUUGAUAAAUGGUUGGCUCUUAAUAAAAACUGUCCUUGUUGCAGACUUUCUGUUACUAUUAGAGCCUUGGAUGGCAAUCCAUGGGAGCUGCUAAUGAGAUCAUCGGAAGAAAAAUGUGAGCCACAAAUAGAACAUGUAGAGGCACAACAUGAAACAGAAGAAACUAUAACUUCGUUCUCACCAUCAGCUGUCAAACAUGGUGGGCAUGACAGUAGUCGCCAUGAAACUAGUAUAGCUAUACAAAAGGAUGAGGAUUAUUAG
This is a messenger RNA of Cryptomeria japonica (Japanese cedar), 612 nucleotides long. Its product is annotated as probable E3 ubiquitin-protein ligase ATL44. The record is from RefSeq and is a predicted model, not a curated record. Lineage: Eukaryota; Viridiplantae; Streptophyta; Pinopsida; Cupressales; Cupressaceae. Bases 1 to 612 code for a protein of 203 amino acids. The transcript has a single exon.